Messenger RNA from Linum trigynum, 1712 nucleotides. Lineage: Eukaryota; Viridiplantae; Streptophyta; Magnoliopsida; Malpighiales; Linaceae. The record is from the annotation of a GenBank genome assembly.
CCAUCAGUUUCUUAAAAAUAUAACAAAAAUAAUAUUAACAAUCACCAAAUUAAAAAAAGCAAGGAUAGGAAACAGAGUCCGAUGAGGUGAUGCAGAAUUAAAAAAAAAACCUUGAAAUCAGGGUUGUCGAUCUGUCUCCCUGCCGGAAAAAGUUAAUCUGCUAACUUGAAGAUUCGUUAGCAGAUACUAACUGAUAUCCAAAAUACAUGAACUAGUAUCCAAGUACUAAAGUAUCUAGAGAACACAGACUAGUAUUCAAAGUUUGUUAACUGAUAUCCACCAUGAAUCAACUAUUAUCCCAAAUUCACAAACUAAUAUGUAGACAACACAGAAUAGUAUCCAUACAUCACAUAAUUAAUAAUAAUUGGAAUCAAAAUGAAACCCUAUGAUUUUGCCCAGAACCUCAACAAAAUCCUUACGACCCCCGCCGCUAGGUCAUCAUCCUUGUGAGGCCAAAUCUCAUUUUCCCCCUAUAUCGUAUUUUUCAUCUUUUCGUAGCGGCCGUCGAGACCAGAAGCAAGGACAAGGGAGAGCAGCCUCAUCGAUGGAGACAAAAACCAACCAGAAAGCAAGGAUAGGAAACAGAGUCCGAUGAGGUGAUGCAGAAUUAAAAAAAAAAAACCUUGAAAUCAGGGUUGUCGAUCUGUCUCCCUGCCGGAAAAAGUUAAUCUGCUAACUUGAAGAUUCGUUAGCAGAUACUAACUGAUAUCCAAAAUACAUGAACUAGUAUCCCAAGUACUAAAGUAUCUAGAGAACACAGACUAGUAUUCAAAGUUUGUUAACUGAUAUCCACCAUGAAUCAACUAUUAUCCCAAAUUCACAAACUAAUAUCUAGACAACACAGAAUAGUAUCCAUACAUCACAUAAUUAAUAUCCAGAUAACACAUAAGAGUAUCCAGAUAACACACAAAAGUAUCCAUAUUGAAUAAAAGUUGGUUGAUUGUGGAUAUUAGUUGGUAUCUGCUAUAUGGAUACUAAUUUGUGAUGUUUUGAAUACUAGUCUGUGCUAUCGAGAUACUCAGCAGACUUGGAUAUUAGUUCAUACAUUUUGGAUAUUAGUUAGUAUGUACUAACGAAUCUUCAAGUUAGCAGAAUAACUAGGCUGCUCCCUGCCCCUCUUUCAUCGAUGAAACACUCACCGCUCGUUUCUAUACAAAUACUAGCCUUGUCCGAAUAGCCGUUCGUUUCUUUCCAGAUUCAUCGACGGCAGGAUUUUGAACGAGAGAGCAGAGGGUGACGCCAGCUAGUGUAGAUCCGCUGAGCUGCACCCGACUCAAUGCUCGUUUCUUUACAGACCUGAGCUUUCCCCGACAAAAAAGCUCGUUCCAUUCCCAAUUCGUCGGCGGCGAAAGAUGGAUUUGGUGUGGCGGACUCCGGCGAGGUCAUGGAGGAGGCCGAAGAGCAGAGGAGAGAAGAGAGGGUGGAGGGGAGGGGAGGGGAGGGGGAGUGGGGAGAAGAGGAGGCUAAUGCAUAUCCGAAGUCGGUGGAGAUUUGGGUCGGGAAACUAAGGAAGAUGGCAUUUGUGGCGUUGCUUGACAGAGCUGGUCGGAUGAGAGAGCUCGAGGAUGUUGGGCUUGGAGAGGCAAACCGCACAUCGCCGGAAAAAUGACGGAGGAGACGAAGGUGAAGGAUAAGAGGAGGAAACCAAUGGCUAUUUUUGUUUUCAUUUGUUUUCUAAUUUUUGAACUUUAGAAUAAUAUUUUGAUAAAUCA